AUGUCGUUCCUGUUUGGCGGUCAGUCUUCGAAAGCGCGACAGGAGCAAAAUCGUAAGGAUAAUCUAGUGACACAGUUUUGUCAAGUCACCGGUGCUGGCCAAGCAGACGCCGUUAAAUACUUGAAGAAGCAUAAUUACCGGCUCGAAGCCGCUCUUGACGGGUUGUACAAUGACCCGGCAGCGCUUGCUGCACUGACUGGAAAUACUAAUAAGGACGCGCAAUCGUCAGCAAAGAAGCUUGGAGAUAUAUUUGACAAAUACAAAGACGAUGAAGAUGGGGAUAGCAUCACGGUCGAAGGCACUAUGAACUUCUGUGGAGAUGUUGGUCUUGAUUUGGAGGAUGCGGUAAUUCUCGCUGUCUCACAUGAAUUGCAAUCGAAAUCGAUGGGCGAAUUCACACGGACAGGAUGGGUGGACGGAUGGAAGAAUCUCAAAUGCGACUCCCUGGAGUCUAUGAGGAAGGUCCUCCCUUCGUUGCGGUCGCGGUUGUCGAGCGAACCUGCGUACUUCAAAAUCAUUUACACAUACGCUUUCGACUUUGCGAAAGCCCUCGGUCAGCGGAGUAUUCCAGUCGAGAAUGCCAAAGCAUUCUGGGCAAUGUUACUGCCGAUUGGCCUUGAAGGCGAUGCGCUGAGGCGCGAGGAUGGAUGGAAAUCGGACCAUAAUGGUUGGUGGUUCGAGUUCUUAGAUGCUAAAGGGGGCAAAGGAAUCAGCAAGGAUGUCUGGAACAUGUUCUACGAGUUUAUAAGGUCGAUAGACAGCCGGUUCGAGAACUAUGAUGAGGAUGCUGCUUGGCCUUCGAUAAUUGAUGAUUUUGUCGUGUACAGUCGAGACCGGCUUAAAUCCUCCCAAUAGAGCUUAUAAUUGCGAUGUCUUGUUCUUCGCCUUCUGUGGUUAUUAUCUUGCUGUUGUAUUUUUGAUCGAUUAUUGGCAAACUAAGAUUUGCAUUUGACCGGGCGCUAAAUCCUAUCACAAUGUGUUUUAUCCUGAUGCACCGGCGAGGCCCACCGCGGUGGCCACGAGUUAUGCCUCGUGUCGGCCUCGAUGCUCGCUUCCUUAUUCAGGCUGGUUCCUUGCUCGGUUCGUCUGGAAUGCAAAUCCUUAUUGCAUUAGAAAGGGUUGUGGUUGUAUUAGUUGAAUUUCAGGUCAACUUCAGACAUCCAGG
This is a messenger RNA of Cantharellus anzutake, 1165 nucleotides long. RefSeq names its product defective in Cullin neddylation protein 1. Gene Ontology annotation, cellular component: ubiquitin ligase complex. The transcript has 5 exons. Gene Ontology annotation, biological process: positive regulation of ubiquitin-protein transferase activity; protein neddylation. Gene Ontology annotation, molecular function: ubiquitin-like protein binding; ubiquitin conjugating enzyme binding; cullin family protein binding. The record is from RefSeq and is a predicted model, not a curated record. Bases 1 to 855 code for a protein of 284 amino acids. NCBI's taxonomy places the organism in Eukaryota, Fungi, Basidiomycota, Agaricomycetes, Cantharellales, Hydnaceae.